This is a messenger RNA of Toxoplasma gondii ME49, 2104 nucleotides long. Its product is annotated as beta-ketoacyl-acyl carrier protein synthase III, putative. The transcript has 6 exons. The record is from RefSeq and is a predicted model, not a curated record. Gene Ontology annotation, molecular function: 3-oxoacyl-[acyl-carrier-protein] synthase activity. Gene Ontology annotation, biological process: fatty acid biosynthetic process. NCBI's taxonomy places the organism in Eukaryota, Apicomplexa, Conoidasida, Eucoccidiorida, Sarcocystidae. Bases 1 to 1941 code for a protein of 646 amino acids.
AUGAACCUUCCACUUUGUCCUUUUCCCGCCUAUGUCUCUCCUAAGUGUCGAGUGUUUGACACCAUGAAGGCUGUGGCCUCUCAAAACCAUUUGGUCUGUCGGAUCGCUACGCUACAGCAGCGGGAGAACUUUGGUCAGAUCCGGGAGUCUCAGAGGCAGGCAGCUGAACCGUCCCCAGUUCGCAGCUGCUCGACUGUCGCCGCUACCCUGGCGCGCACUCCUUCCUCCUUUCUCGCGAGGUUUUUCGCGGGUUUAUCUCCGUCGCUCGGCCUUCUCUUCUCUGUGUGUUGCCUCCUGCUUGUGUUCUCUCGUCAUGUACUAGAAACCUCUGGGUUCAAGGCCACACCCGUACAGCCCCCGUCCCCCCGUCCGCUGUCUGUCCGUCUAGCUCCCUCUGGCGGCGUUGCUGACAUUUCGCCGAAGGAUCUGCGUGUCUCCGUUCUUCCAUUUUCUCAGAAGAGGCGUCUCGCCCCGCUCUUCAUUCAGAUUGCCUCCACUCCUCUCGAAAUAUCUUUUGGAGCACAGCGAACAUGGGAGGCGGAGGCUCCUCUGACGCAGAGCAGGGCCUCUCGGUUCCGCGUCUCCGCCCUCCAAGCCCGAAGUGGAGCGGCGAACCUCGUGGGUCCGUCUCACCCCUUGUAUGCCGUCUCGUCUCGUCAAGGUCACGUUGGCGAAACCAGGCGGCGUUCGACCCUCGUUUCUGCAUCAUCGUUUCUCUCUCCAAGAGUGGAGAAAGCUCCUCAGGAAAGUGGAAAGGUGCGGAGAACCGAUUCUCCUUCAGCUCUCUUCGACGCCUCUGCAUCUCCAGGCGAACAAACGCCCGGAGCUGUCUCUUUCUGCGGCACUGUGGGAUGCCGAAUCAUCGGUGUGGGCAGUGCCGUCCCGACUCACGAAAUGACAAACGACGACAUGGCGGAGUUUGUCGAAACAUCCGAUGAGUGGAUCAGAACGCGAACAGGUAUCCGCUCGCGUCGCGUCUUAUCGACGUCGGAGAGUCUCCGUUCUCUGGCCGUCGAUGCCGCUCGGAGGGCUCUCGAGAAUGCAAAGCUGAAGGCAAGCGACAUUGACCUUGUUCUUCACGCGUCCUCCUCUCCGGAUGAUCUUUUCGGAGACGCGACAUCUAUUGCUGCGGGCAUCGUGCAGGCUGAGAGAAGUCAGGAGGGAUCCCUUCAGGAAAGCGACGCGUUCGCAGGCCCCGCAGGAUUCGACUUAACGGCUGCGUGUUCAGGAUUUCUCGUUGGCCUGAUUACCGGAAACGCCUUCUUGACGAGCCCUUGCUGUCCGUACAAACGCAUUCUCGUGGUAGGGGCCGAUGCCCUCACCCGGUGGGUAGACUGGACAGAUCGAAAUACUUGCGUUCUGUUCGGCGACGGAGCUGGCGCGGUGGUCCUUGAACGCCCAGAUGCCAAGACGGGGUCGCCGGCUGUAGGUGCCGAUCCAGAUCGCAACACACGCAGGGGAAUCCUGUCUUACAUGCUCAACAGCGACGGACUGCAGGCGCAUCAGCUGACAGUCCCGUUCAGUGGGACUCUGCACGAACUGAAGCGUGCAGGGGGAAAGCCUGCCGUCCGGACGAGCCAAGGCAGGUAUGCUCCAUUGUCCAUGAACGGCCGCGAGGUUUUCAAGUUUGUCUCACGCAAAGUGCCCCCGGCGAUCGAGGCGGUGGUCCAGGCAGCUGGGUUGACGACAAACGACGUUGACUGGCUUCUUCUUCACCAGGCAAACAAGCGUAUCAUGGACGCCGUCGCAGAGCGUUUGAAAAUGCCGCUGAGCAAAGUGCUGUGCAACUUGGACAAGUACGGCAACACGUCUGCGGCCUCAAUUCCCUUAUGUCUGGACGAAGCAGUACGCGAGGGGAAAGUCAAGCCUGGGGACAUCGUGGUGACUGCUGGCUUUGGUGCAGGCCUCACGUGGAGUGCCGCCGUCUUCCGCUACGGCUAAAUCUAUCUAAAGGUAUACACAUGUAUAAACUUCGGGGCGGCUGGGAAACCCAGAUGAUAUUCAUUUUUUGCGGGGUGGUCACCUCUUUCACGGAAAAGACUCAACUAACUUAUUUGGCAAGCUCUGCAGCAUGUACAGAGGCAGUUGGAUUCAGUAUUCCCCG